Molecule: messenger RNA, 571 nt
Organism: Sitophilus oryzae (rice weevil)
Lineage: Eukaryota; Metazoa; Arthropoda; Insecta; Coleoptera; Curculionidae
Exons: 3
Coding region: 92-499 (135 amino acids)
Biological process (GO): defense response to bacterium
Cellular component (GO): extracellular region
Source: RefSeq, a predicted model, not a curated record
AACGGAGAAAAUGUGCAAAAAAACUCAGUGAAAUCUACAACGCGAAGCAUCUGUAACAUUUAAGUGGACCGCUUUGAAAAUCAUAUUCAAGAUGAAAGCUGUAAUAUUGCUGAUAGCCACAUUGGCUUUUGCAGGCUGUACACCAUUGCUAGUUCGUGACGAAAAUGGACAAAUUUAUACUUUAACUUCAGUUUCAAGCCGUCAAAAAAGAGAAGAUGGAAAAUGGUUUGGAGGUGGAGGUGCUAACAGUCAAACACAAAGAGGAACUGUAGGAGUAGAUUAUCCAAAUGGAUCUGGUGCUAAAGUAUCGUAUGCUCAUGCUAACGGCUAUGGCCAUGAUGUCAGUGUGGAUGCCAUGGUGCCAGUGUGGUCCAAGAAAAGCCAGUAUGGAGAGUCGACCUUAAACCUUGGUGGUGGAAUCGAUCGCCAUUUUGGAGGAUUUGAGGGCUCUCAUACCACUGAUAAACGUGUUGGACUCAAUUUCGUUCACAGAUUUUAAAUUCCAUACAGUGGGGACUGAUAUAUCAUUAAUCAACAUGGUUUGGCUGAGUUGUUAUAUUGUAUAAUAAUA